AUGUCGUCGUGGUGGGACAGAUACUUCGCUCCCGGUGACGUCCGGGCUGCUCGUCGGCAGGAAGAGCAGCAGAUCCACAAGGAACUCGAAGACCUUGAGAAACGGCCGGCUCCUAUAAUACCAAAUCGAAUAGACGCCGCCCAUCGCGCUCGCCGCCAGAAUGCACUCCUCUUCGGUGGUCUGGCCUUUACAUUCCUCUCCGCCUUCAUCACCCGGCGAUCCUUGACUCGAAAACAACACAUCACCGCGUUAUAUCCUCACCUUUCAAAAACGACCAAGGGAUCCCCGGUCCCUAAGCUAGAGGUCCCCCAUUUCACAACCUCCAACAAUCAAGCCAAAGCCGAAGGUGGUCUGGACGCCGUCGAAGCCCUCUUCCUAGCCACCAUCAACGUCGGCGCGAUCUUCAUGGCAGGCACGGGAGCUGUGAUGAAGUUCUUCGACAUUGCGGAUAUCGAGGAUGUGAGGGAACUCGUGAAGAAGGGAACAGGGCAAGAUCUCUAUGGCGGUGAUGCUGAGGCGGACAAGGAGAUGGAGGAGUGGGUCGCUGGGGUGCUGGCGAAAAAGGAUGAGAAGGGGACCUGGGACUUCCAGAGUACCAUUGCGGAGAAGUUGAAGGAGCUGGAUGACAUCGAGAAGAGGAAGGCGCAGAAGGUCGUGGAGCAAGAUGUUGAAAAGCGAUGA
Messenger RNA from Zasmidium cellare ATCC 36951, 681 nucleotides. RefSeq lists its product as uncharacterized. Gene Ontology annotation, cellular component: mitochondrion. The transcript has a single exon. NCBI's taxonomy places the organism in Eukaryota, Fungi, Ascomycota, Dothideomycetes, Mycosphaerellales, Mycosphaerellaceae. The record is from RefSeq and is a predicted model, not a curated record. Bases 1 to 681 code for a protein of 226 amino acids.